GUGCCCCGCGCGGGAGGCGCUGCCCCGCACCGCCCUCGGGCGGGCUCUGAAGGAGCGGACGCGGUGACGUUACGGGCGGGGUGAGGGGUCACCCGGUACGAGGGCUCCGGGCCCCGGUGAUGGCGGCGCGGCGGCUCCGCGGGGCUGUGCAGGGCCUCGGGGCGCGGCAGCGGCUGCGGGCGGCGGCGGGGCCCCCCGCGGGACACGCAGCCCUGUGCGGCCUCCGGUUGGUGACCGGCACCGAGUGCGACCCGCGGCUCCAGCCCGUCCGCUGCUUCCUCAACCUCACCACCAGGAGGAAGGAAUACUCGGAGCGGCGCAUCAUCGGGUACUCCAUGCAGGAGAUGUACGACGUGGUGGCCAACGUGGAGGACUACAAGCACUUCGUGCCCUGGUGCAAGAAGUCGGUGGUGGUGGGCCGGCGCGCGGGGCACCUGCGGGCGCAGCUGGAGGUGGGCUUCCCGCCCGUGCUGGAGCGUUACACCUCCAGCGUCACCCUCGUGCGCCCGCACCUCGUCAAGGCUGUUUGCACCGAUGGGAAGCUCUUCAACCACUUGGAGACCAACUGGCGCUUCAGCCCCGGCAUCCCCGGGUACCCCCGCACCAGCACCGUGGACUUCUCGAUCUCCUUUGAGUUCCGCUCCCUCCUUCACUCCCAACUGGCCACGGUCUUCUUCGACGAGGUGGUCAAGCAGAUGGUGGCCGCUUUUGAGCGCCGGGCGGCCAAAAACUUCGGGCCCGAGACACGGAUCCCGCGGGAGCUCAUGUUCCACGAGGUCCAUCAGACGUGAGGGCGGCUCCGGCCACACAGACUGCGCCAGGGCCCCCCCCUCCACCUAUUUAUAUGGGCACUGCUGCAUCACCUCCAUCCCCCCCAUCCCGGGGGGGGGGGGUUUGGGGGUGCCGAGAGCCCCCGGCCCCAGGGCAGGAGCCGGCACUGGACUCAUUGCAGCCGAUUUGGGUUUUAAGUGUUUUAGUCCCCAAGAGCUCGUUUUGGGCUUGAUUUGAUUGAUUUUUACCCCCUUUUUUGGUUUCUUUUAUUUCCUGGGGGGGGGGGGAGGGGGUGUCUCGCUCUGGAAGGGGUUUUUGGGGCAGGGACAGGGACGGGACCCUUCCUUCCCCUUCCAGGAGCCAUAGGGCAGGAGAUGGGCGCAGGGGGGACCCGGCCCCACGUCGCACAGUUUGCACAAGGCACACGCACAGGGUGGGAGGGGGCUCACGCUGCCCCCCCCCCGCCACCCCCAUCACCUUUCCCUCCCUUCAGCACCCCCACGGGGGUGGGUCUGGGGGGGUGUCCCCCCCCCCGUCGGUCGGGCUCUUUCAGGCCAAUAAAGAGUUAUCCCAAGG
Strigops habroptila (Kakapo) is the source of this 1347-nucleotide messenger RNA. It is a transcript of the gene COQ10A, whose product is annotated as coenzyme Q10A. The coding region runs from base 120 to 791 and encodes 223 amino acids. The record is from RefSeq and is a predicted model, not a curated record. Gene Ontology annotation, cellular component: mitochondrion. NCBI's taxonomy places the organism in Eukaryota, Metazoa, Chordata, Aves, Psittaciformes, Psittacidae. The transcript is spliced from 5 exons. Gene Ontology annotation, molecular function: ubiquinone binding. Gene Ontology annotation, biological process: ubiquinone biosynthetic process; cellular respiration.